CCAGCAAGACCCAUAACUCUGACCUUCUGUAUAGGCAUGGGUACAGCAAGGCCCAUAACUCUGACCUUCUGUAAAUAGGCAUGUGCACAGCAAAACCCAUAACUCUGACCUACCGUAUAGGCAUGGGUACAGCAAGGCCCACAACUCUGAACUACCGUAAAUAGGCAUGUGCACAGCAACGUACAUAACUCUGAACUACCAUAAAUAGGCAUGUGUACAGCAAGACCCAUAACUCUGACCUACCAUAAAUAGGCAUGUGCCCAGCAAGACCCAUAACUCUGACCUACUGUAUAGGCAUGGGUACAGCAAGGCCCAUAACUCUGACCUUCUGUAAAUAGGCAUGUGCACAGCAAAACCCAUAACUCUGACCUACCGUAUAGGCAUGGGUACAGCAAGGCCCACAACUCUGAACUACCGUAAAUAGGCAUGUGUACAGCAACGUACAUAACUCUGAACUACCAUAAAUAGGCAUGUGUACAGCAAGGCCCAUUACUCUGACCUUACAUAAAUGUCCACAUAUAGGAUGCACCAAUUGAUAGGAUUCAGGCAAAAAAAUGUAAAAAAUCAAGAACAUAAUAAUGGCUGGGUUAUUCCCAUGGUUUGUCAAAAACAACAAACGAGUUGUUGUGCUCCGAGCUGAUCAUGUCUGAUUGAUAGUUACAUUGAGUUCUGUUAUUGACUUGUUUGUUUUAUUGCUUGUUUGUGUUUGGCAUUUAUGAUACAGUAACUAUUUGGCUGUAUGAUUCUAUUGCUUUUGUACUGAAAGUCUGAAAAAGCAAAGUUUAAAAAUUGAAUUGUUAAAAUGACUAGACUGCAAAAAAAGACCAUAGAACUUAUCUGUUUUCUUAAUGAAAGUAACUGUUGUUGAAUACUGGAAUGGAGGGCACAUGUUUUGUAUUAUUGUGUACAGUAAGAUAUUAGAAAGUGGUAUAUUUGAACAAUUUUAUUUUGUGAUUUAAAAAUUUCAAUAAAGCAAAUAUUUGAAGUACUAAAAUAGAUUUAAUAUUUGAGAAAAUGCAUAUAAUUAUUCUAUGUCAACACAUGUAUAUUAAUUGAUUGUUUGAACUUUUCUUUUAAUUUCCCUUUUUGGAAUUUAAAAUUUUAAAUGUUUGAUUUAUAUAAAUAAUGUAUUUGAUAAAAUUAUACAGUUUGAAUAACCGACAUGCUGUAGUCUUUUAUAACUCUAACUUUGAGUGGCAAUACUUUUUUAUUGUUAUGUUAUUAUGAAAUGUAUAUAUUGUUGUAUUGAUAAUACUUUAAUAAACUAUGAAACUGAAACUGAAACAGCUACGGUAUACAUCUUGAAAAUAUGAUAUUUGGUAGUUUUUUAUGCAAUAUUUCCUUAAUUGUGCUGUAUUAUUGUACAAUCAUGAUGAGUUUGUCUUCCAUGUUAAAUUAUUACUUUGAAUUAUAAGGGUCUUGUAUAUUUAUGCUCUUGAAGUGUGGCAUAUAUUUAAUUGGACUCUCUGGCCGUCUGUCCAUUCAUACUUUGCUCUUUAAAAUGCUAUAUUCAAUAUUUCCAAACUGGGAUUGGGAAGGUAGAGAAAGUCGUCAUGAAAAAUUGUCAAUUACUAAAGACUAUCUGUCUCCAUAUGCUCAAAUACUAAUCUGCUCAUGGGGCCUUCUGGGGGCAAUUCUCACAGUCAUGUGACAACACUUGUAAUGUAUCUAUGACUUAAAGCACUAUAAAAUUGUCAUAAAGUUAUAAUUCAUCAGUGCUUCAGGUGUAAGAUGAACAUUACAUAUUAAAGGAAAUGGAUAUUAAUUAUGUAAUAAGGGCAUUAAUGCAAAUUUCAGGAACUUUUGUUAGAAUAUGUUUUAUGGCAAUUUUUAGUCUUCCAAUUAAGGCUUUGAGAAGAAUACAUAGGAAGAUCAGUUAAACAUUUGUUCCUUUUUGAAAUAAAAGAAUGAAAAUUUUAUUAUUAGAUAAUUAAUCAUAUAUGAUAAAUUAUUUGUUUAUUUAUUUUGGAGUGUUAAUGUUCUACAGAGCUAUUAUUUAAAAACAUCAAUUAACUUUUGGUAUAUCUUUCAGGGAUUUUUCUUGGUGUAAUUUACUGCCUUUUAAAGGCCAUUUCUGAUUGUGAAAAACAGAUCAUUGUUCCCAAAUAUUCAUAAUAUUUUCCAAAUUCGGUAAACCAAGUUUCCCAUGAAUGAAUUAAAAAAGAUGAAUUCCUUCAAAAACAAACAGGAUCUUAUACAGAAUAGUGUUUGCAUUAAACAUGCAUAGAUUAGCUAUUUUGGCAUGGUUUUAUGUUUUCACAAACUAAGAAAAAUUUCCUAAGGCACAGGCAUUGAAAAAUAGCAAAAAAUCACAGUUGUUUUGUUGUAAAAAAUGACUCCUAUAACUAAAAGCACAUGGUAUCAUUUAUAGAUGACAUUGGCUGCUUCAUGUUCAAAUAAUUAAAUUUGGCUAAGUUUUAUUUUUAUAUGCCUUGUCAUAAAAAGCAUAUGGAGUUGUAAUUGUUUGUGUUUCGAUAGCUUCAAGAACAUGUACAGUCUAAUAUCCAUAUAUUACCCAUUUUCAUACAUGUACUAAAUAAACAUAAUUAUAGCUUAUAUAUUGUUGAAAGUAAAAUUUUGUGCAAAUUUUACAUAUUGACAAUAUUCACAUGAACUUUGUACACAGUUUACAUAGUGAUACUAUUCACAUGGGUUGCAAGGCCCACAACUCUUGCUUUAAUAACUAAAUAUGAUUUGAGUUAUUCAUCUUUUUUAUAUGAAAGAAAAGUUAGACAAGCAUUGACACCUGCUUGUGGUGCCCUUGUUCUGUUUUUAAACAAUAUUUAUGCAAUAUAUACACGUUGUCUUUGUUUUAGUUCAAACAUUUUUUAUUCACCAAUAAGAACUCAUAAUGCAUUUUAGGAAACAUUUUCAACAUUUUCUUGAAUUUAAGGAAAAGUAAUCAUGUUUAGAAUACAACCUACAUUUACAGCCAAUGUCAUUGCAGAUAGGUAAUCAUUAAGUACUAGACUUAAUCAUUAAGAAUUUCAACUGUAGUGGGUGUUCAAAGGUCGACCUACUGCCACUCAUCUGAUACACAAUUCCUGCUUUGACUAUGUGUAUGCCAAUGAGGUUGUAUUCUGAGUAGGUUUGAUGACAUGGAAAUAAAUCUGAAUGAUUAAGAAGGGCUCAUUUGCUUUGCUCACUCCACCCAUUCUUAAUCAUUUAGAUUUUAAUUCAGGUCAACUGCAUAUUACUUGUACAUCUUAAGUAUGAAAAAAGGAAAAGAAAUGCUCCUAAUAAUAAAUGCCUUUUAAAUAUAUUUGAUGAAAAAUAGAGGUUAUUUCAAAUAUCCAUUGUCAAAAAAUCAAUAAAAACCACUAAUAUUUUCACUAAGAUGCUUUUUGAAUAUGGCUUCAGAUUGUAACAUUUUAUGCUGUACUAUAAUAUGCAUAUAUAGAUAGGUUUCAUGGUCUUGAAUUUACACAUGUUCAUGAAAUUUUAAAGAGAACUUUGUACAUAAAUCAUAUCACGACUCAAAUCCGAUCCUACAUGUAUAUAUCUGUAUAGACUUUUGAACAGCAAACUAUUGUUCAAAAUAUUUCAUUAUUUAUAACAUGCCAUAAUAGAAAGUCAGACUUGGUUUCUAGGGCUGAGAAGGAAACUGUUAAAUGUAUACAGAUUGGCAAUACAAUAAGUAAAAGUAAUUGAUUUUGAAUUGGCUAAUUGAUUUUCAUGAUUUGUGAUAAAUAAGUCGAACUUGUUGUAUUAGAUGCAUUUGAUAUUCAACUGCAAAGCUAUAAAGUUUGUAAAGCAAUACUCUCCAGUUAUUGAUUGAAAUUGAAGGCACUUACCUACAUGUGAAUGAUGGUAAUAUUUAGUGAUGUAUGGGGAUUAUCUCUCCAUUCAGUACAUCUGUGAUGAUGCUAACGGAGUUAUUUAAUUAUUUAUUAUGAUCAUACUUAUGUUAAGAUGAGUAUAUUGAAUUGAUUAAAGAUGGAGUAAACUUGUUUAUGAUAAAAUGAUUGGAAUUGAUGACGUUGAAACAACAUAGUUUUGACUACAGUUUAUUUUGGAGUAACGUUUCAAAAGAAUGCCAACGUUACAAACGGACGGACGAACCCAUCCAAAACUCCCGGACAUAUUCCGUACAAUCAAUGGCGUAAACGUAGACCUCGGUCCGCUUGACCGGUUGAGGGACGCUGAUGGGGAGGGGGCGACAGCGAAUACCGGAAGUGCGGGUCCGUUGUCAUGGGGACGGGGAAAGGAGGGCGGCGCCGAGGCGAGCGGGGGCAUGUGCCCGCGGAUAAUCCUCAGGGACGCACUAGGUCGCCAGUUGGAUACGUUCACGACGCUCCAGGAAGCGAUAUACCGCGCCAAGUGGAAUGUUCAACAGACCGGUCAAGCUAAGACGCCAAUAGAGUGGCGGCUCCCGAAGGCACCUCCACCUGCCCGACCGGAUCUGACAAGGACGUUUCCGCCGCUCAAACACCCGCCUGUGCACGGGGAGGGCGGAGCGAGAAGCAGACCAGCGGUCAACCAUUCUCGAGUAUUGGAGUUUGAUGUUAAAGAUGUCGGGUUUGUUCAAGAGAGCCUUCAGUAUCUGCCCUAUGCCCCCUCCCUCUCCUUCCUCAGACAGGAAAUCUUGGUUGGUCCGAAGACAUACUUCCAGAUCGUGGGCACGUUGCUGCUGCACAAGCGGAUCCUGUCACAGACAGAGAAGCGACAAGCUGUCCACAACUUCCCAGGCUUCUGCUCCGGAUGUAUCCGCAUGGGCCUCUGUUAUGGGUGUGAAAGGAGCUCACAACCUCAUUUCCAUGAAGACAAGCCAGUAAAGACGGGUGGGGGUUUCACCUACUAUAAGAAGGACCGGCCGGAGCAUGAGAUCCCGGGGAAAAACCCAAUCAACUGGAAAAUACAGCACCCGGACAGAGCUUUGAAGAAACUCAUGGAGGAUUUUGCUGGUGUAGAGCUGGAAGGUGCCCUUCCAGACGAGAUUAAGCGACAUCUUGAUAAACAUGGGGGGCACAGAGAGAGGCUGGUUACCUCUGACACAACUGGUCGGGGCAUAGGGGCUGGAGACCAAAGAGUGGGAAGAAAAGGGACGCUGGCAGACAUUCAAGUUCAGUAUGGUGAUCAUGGUGAUGACCAUGGUGAUGACCUUGAAGGUGGAGGUGAUGGUCAUGCUAUAAAUAGACCCAGUGGUGAUUCUAUUAACAGAUCAAGGGAUCAUGUCCUUGACCCUAGUGAUGUUGACAUUGAGAUGCUAAGAGCUUCUUCAAAAUAUGGCCAAGGGCAAGGAGACAUGCCAGGUUACCAGGGCCACCAUAGUUCUGUUGCGGGGAGUGAAACAGACCAGCAUGGCAGAGUAUUAGGAGGGAGGCAUUAUGGGAAGGCUGUUCCAGGCAGUGAACUAACCGGCUAUGACAGAGACACUAUGGCUAAACAUGCUGGGGGUCAGGGAGCUAAUGCUUUGAAUCAAGGAAAGGGAAACCACUAUGAAAGGUUUGAGCACAGGCUUCCAAAACUAAGAAAAAAACAAUCGGAUGACCUUGAGAAGAAGCGUGGACAGGAGGGAGAUAGCGGGAGUGAGAUGGACGGACAGACAGACACAGACACAGAUACCACCAGUCGCGGACGCAGGAGGAAACGCCUCUACAAACCGCCUCCUGCAUUCAAAUUAAAGAAGAGCCCUCACCGAAGUAUCGAUUCUCGUUCCCCGUUCAGCACGGAUCGUAAUUACGACCUUCCCAAAGGCUCUGGAUUCCAAUUGAAAAAGAGCGACAAAAAAUUGACAGAGUUUAAAGACUUCAGAAAUGUGGAUGUCUCUUGGAAGGAGCCUAAGAAGUUUGAGCUGAAGAAGAUAGAGACAAAAACGACCACCUUCUGGUCUGGUUCCCCCAAGAAAAAGGAAAAAAGCCGAAGCAAAAGCAGAUCGCCGGACCGUAAGAUCCGCCGGGUACCCUCUCCUCGUGCACUAUCCCCGGACUCUGGGCUUGACAGCGAGCAGCUGACAGACACGACCAACAGGUCGGAGUUGGAGCCAGUAAGGGAGGAAACUACAAUUACACUUUCCCCUGAGCCUGUCAUGGAGAGGGAAAUCACACCACAGCCUCCAAUCAUAAAGUCACCAGACAUCCCCAAGUCUGUGACGCCGCCUCCGAAGAAAAAACGCGAGAUAGUAAAGAAGGAGAAAAAGGUGGCACCAAAACCGAGGACCCCAGAACCCCCGCCACCUCCUUCACCUGAGCCUACCCUACCCCCUAUUACCAAGGCAACCAGCCCCUCCCCUGAGCCUUCUGAUGAUGAGCCUCAACCAUCAAGGGAGAUAAGCUUUGUGAGAGUGCGCUCAAUACCAGAGUUACCUCCCAUUGAGGUUCCAGAGUUACCUGACAUACCUGAGAAACAGCCGUAUGAGCCUAAAGUGGUGAAGAAGGAAAUGAAGGUUAUAGAGGUGACACCAGAACUCCCAGAGCCCAAGAAGAAACUUCCCCCACCCCCAAAACUUGGCCCUAAAAUCAAGUCCCGCACGACAUCCCGGAAAAGUAAGGUAGCAGAGGCCCCGGUCACAGCUCAGGAAAUACAGCAACUUACUGACCCUCUAGACUUCCUGGCUAAAUACUGCAUCAUCAACCCAGACAGAUUGCCGUUCUAUGAGCGUAUAUUUAACGGAGCAGUGAGUGUCCAGUCUCCGCGCUAUGUUCACCAACAAUCACCACCUCAGGGGGCACCUCUGGUAAAACUGCCCCCUGCCCAGCUGUCUGCCCACGAACUUGCCAUGCUCAAGGACUUAACUGUGAUUUCACAUGCUCAGAGCCCUAGAAAAGAGGGAAUGAGUGUACCGGAGCAAUACCUGGAGAAGUUGAACUACUCUAUAGAGUUUAUACAGGGCAAACAAGAGUCAAUACAGGAGCACAUGCAUGCCCUGCAGAGUGAAAAGGUUGAGCUGAUGGCCCAGAUAGCCAAGUCGAUGGACCGUGACAUUGUCCGCCUCGACUACAAGGGCAAAGGCAAAAAGAAGAAAAAGGAUGGUGACGAUGAUGAUGAUGAGGAACGGUCGAAGAAAAAGAAGAAGAAGAAGAGUUCUGAAGGAGAAUACGAUCUCCUGGGCUCAAUGGUGACAGCUCUGAAGAACUUCCGACCAACGAAGGCAUCUGAUAUCACAGAUGAGGUGAUUGUUAGCCGGAUGGAUGAGAAGAUGAUGAAAAAGGCUAAGAAGGACCCGGCAGUGAAGACCCUCAGUCUGGGAAUCAACAGAGACAUUGAGAAACUGAAGGCGUAUGAACAGAGGAUAUCACAGAUAGAAGAUGAAAAGGAUCUGGUAGGUCUGUACUGUAUGGACUACUACUUCAAUGAACAGAACGCCAGGGCCCCACCGUACGAAUUCCGCAGACAGCAGAGCAGGCUGUACCAGAAGCUCCAUCCUGACCCAGAUAUUGAAAUGAACUUGGAUGAGGUGGAGGCAGCCCUACAGCAGGUCAACAACAAACUGCUUACACAGAAGGAGUUCCAGUACAUCUACUUUGUCCUUGACCUUCCCAAGAGAGAGAAGAUCAACUUCCGGAUGUUCAGCAUUGUCGCAGCGUUGUCGGAGAAGGUUACCCAGAUGGAUCCAGUCAUCAGAAAGUUAAUCAACAAGGUAGAUCACAAUGCUCUUGAUGUCAAGAUGGAGAAAAGCAAGGAGUUAUUCCGGCUACUGCAGGACGAGAGCCAGCUGCCCCUGGGCAACUGUACAGCUGACCUCCUGGCCGUGGAGCUGACCGCUGGAGGCCUUACACCAGAACACACCAGCUAUGUCCUGAGCAAGUUUAACCGAGAGGGGAGAGGCUUUGCGGACUUCCUGGAUUUCGUCACCUACGUGCCUCUGUUUAUAGAAAUACAUAAGAGGAUUAUAGAGGACCCUUUCAAUGAAACGUUGAACGUUUAAUGUUUGCUGUGUGAUGGUGGAUAUGUUAUUGUUAUCAUUAUUAUCAUUUUUAUCGCCUUGGACACAAUAUGAACACAUUUAGAUAAUCGCUUCUGUUAGUAAAAUAAUAAACCAAAUGAUGAAAUCAUACAAUGACAUGAUUUCCAAUAUUUGGAAUAUCUUAUGUCAUUUGAUUGUGUCCAAGGUAUAUCUUUGUGAGAUUUUUGUGUCUGUGCAUCAGUCAGAUGUCCGUCCAGUAACUUACUAUACAUGUAUAUAUGCAGGUAUUUUGGAACUUUAAGUAGGUUUCAAUAUGAUAAAUAAGACUCUUCUAAAAAUGUGAAUAUUUGAUCUGGUCCGGCUUAGAUCUUUUUCUAGAAUCAGCAAACCAGGAAUCUAGUUUUGUAUGACUGACCAACGUCUUAAAAUAUGCUUUAAACUUUUUUGGCCUACUCCAGGGUAAAAGCAGUCAUGUAUUUUUGUGCAGUAUCAGUGGGAUCAUGACAAACAACAAAUUAUAUAGGGAUUGCCUGAGCUUUGUUGAUUUAUCAUUUGUUCAUUUGUAGGCUUGUCUGUUUUCAGAAAAAAAAUGGUAUUGCUAUAGAUUUGAUGUUACUGUCUGCAGUGUUGGCAACUUUGUCAGAAUGCAUUUUUUUAUAUAACUCAAAAACAGUUAUAAUAUUUAAAUAAUAUUUCGCAUAUGCUUUGCCAGUGGCAAAACUUACAGAUAAAGCUGCUAAUAUUAGUACAAAUAACUCUGGUUUUAACAAAUGUCGAGUUAUCCCCCUUGUUUAUCUGCAUAAUAAAACAAAACUCACACAGUAGCUUGGCGUUCGCUCCACGGCGCUCUUGUUUAACAGUUUAUAAAGGUAAUGACCAUAAACAUCAUAACAUAUGUUUAUUAUUUUAAAUAUCAUUUUAUUUAUUCAUGAUGACAGGUUUUCUAUGUUUUUUACUUUCAUUGUAUAAUGUUACCUCCCUUUAUCAUUUUUUGCAUACAUUUGUAUUUAUGUUAUAUAUUAUUGUUACUCCCCUUUGUUUACGUUUUGCCAUUUGCCUACGCACGUGUUAUGUUUGAUAAUCCUGUGCAAUACAUACCUCGCAUGUAGCACUAGUAAUAUUAAUUAAAUCAUUAACUUGAAA
Mya arenaria is the source of this 8989-nucleotide messenger RNA. RefSeq lists its product as uncharacterized. Bases 4034 to 7867 code for a protein of 1277 amino acids. The transcript has 32 exons. NCBI's taxonomy places the organism in Eukaryota, Metazoa, Mollusca, Bivalvia, Myida, Myidae. The record is from RefSeq and is a predicted model, not a curated record.